CCUGUUCAAGUUUAAAUGAAGAAUACACUACAUGUAGUGUAAGGGGAUUUACAAAACUGCCUAAGUUCCUUACGUGCCUUUUUUGGUUAACUAUCUGCUGCAUCCUGUGCUGGUCAUAGAAGUGGAAGUUACGUGGUUUCAGAGUGAGUAUAUGAACUGUCCUGAGGAAGGAACAUACAUAUUACAAGAUAGCAUCUUUUCUCAAGAUGUGCUACGCAUCACUUCAUCUCUUUCUUGGGGCCAUACUUGUCCUCGCAGUUGGAAAUGAGGCCACAACUAUGAUAAACGGCACAAACAGCACCUUUAUAGUUUUAAAGCCUGAUAACACCACCACCAACAAAACAAUUCUGGACAACUCUACUGUAACUUCAUCACCUAUAUCGACUACUGUUCUAUCAAACACAACAGAAGCCAACGACACAUUAGAUGAAGGAUCAGCAGAUUCACCCAAUACUUCACCAACCUCUAAAGAACCGCAGACCACUAGCACCACAGACAAUCCUCUGAACAAAGUCCCACAAGUCAGCACAAAUGCUACGAUUCAAACAACAACCAGAACAAGAACCAGCAUAACAACUUGUACAACAACCACAACUAAAGCACCAGAGCCCAAAAAACAUGGACCAGCUUACAUAAUUAUACUGGUCAUUGCUGUUCUGUGCAUCACUGGAGUAGUAGUUUUCUGCUGCCUUCAAAAGAACUCCAGGAAGUAUUCUGUCGACUUGCACCCUAAAAAAGAAGAUGCUCAGAUUCCACUCAGCACAGUGGAUGCAGAAGUGUUUGACACCACGUCAGAAAAAGAUUUGCAAACAUUUGCUCCAGUUGAGCCAGUAAAGGACCCUGACAUUGGGAAGGAAGCUGAAAAGCCUGAGGAAGGAAAAGAAAUACCUGAUGUUAAACAAGAAAACCAACAGAAUUUGUCCACCCCUGAGGCCACAGUGAUUCCAAAUGACAAAAAAGAUGAACUGACUGUAGUAGAUCUGACUGAUGCAGAACCAGCGAUCUCAACCAAAACCUCAAUGGAAUCACUAGAUGAUACUCUUAAUGAAAACAACAGCAACAACACAAGAAUUGAAGGCAUUGCCAAUGGGUAUGAAUUCAUUGAGAUCUUUCUUGAUGGUCCACUCUAAAAUAAAUCAGCUCCUUCCCAACAAUUUACAAUGAUCUUUGAACCUGAUUGAUGGAUUUUUGACUCUGCAACAUGGAAAACAACUUCUUCAUUUUUACCUGUGUGUAAGUCUACUUUUCAGAACAAUGUUAGUUGGAUAUAUAUAUAUAUAUAUAUAUAUAUAU
Molecule: messenger RNA, 1293 nt
Organism: Danio rerio (zebrafish)
Lineage: Eukaryota; Metazoa; Chordata; Actinopteri; Cypriniformes; Danionidae
Source: RefSeq, a predicted model, not a curated record